Apus apus (common swift) is the source of this 2729-nucleotide messenger RNA. It is a transcript of the gene SYT9, whose product is annotated as synaptotagmin 9. Gene Ontology annotation, molecular function: phosphatidylserine binding; clathrin binding; calcium ion binding. Bases 14 to 1591 code for a protein of 525 amino acids. Gene Ontology annotation, cellular component: membrane; dense core granule. The transcript is spliced from 7 exons. Gene Ontology annotation, biological process: regulation of dopamine secretion; cellular response to calcium ion; regulation of calcium ion-dependent exocytosis. Lineage: Eukaryota; Metazoa; Chordata; Aves; Apodiformes; Apodidae. The record is from RefSeq and is a predicted model, not a curated record.
UGCUGGGGGGGCGAUGCCCGGCGACAGGGAGGACGAGAUUUGCCAGAAAGCGCUGCAGCUGCUGGCCGAGCUGUGCUCCGUCGGGGCGGUGGAGAACGAGAACUGCCGGGAUUUCAUCGACUACGUGCGGGACAGAGCCCGGCCCCGCCUCAGCGACUCAGAUAUCUCAAUAAGUUUGCUGUCCUUAGUUGUCACAGCCUGUGGUCUUGCUCUGUUUGGUGUCUCUCUGUUCGUGUCCUGGAAGCUUUGUUGGAUCCCUUGGCGAGAGCGUGGUCUGCCGUUUGGGAGCAAAGACAACAAACAGGAACCACUGAACUACACAGAUACAGAGACCAAUGACCAUGACUACAGUGAGGAUUAUAUGGGACAGCCUACAGCCUAUCCAGAGUCCUCCAUGAAGAUCAGCCACACCUCCCCUGAUAUUCCAUUAGAUGCUCAGGCAGGGACGAAGGAGAACUGCGUGCACGAUGCGCGAAUGCAUCGUCAGAUCACUGAGCCAACCUCUUCUGAUCGGCAUAAUUCAAUCCGAAGACAGCUCAACCUCUCCAACCCCGACUUCAACAUCCAGCAGGUUCAGAAGCAGGAGCAACUGACGGGGAUUGGCCGCAUUAAGCCAGAGCUGUAUAAACAAAGAUCAGUGGACACAGACGACGGCCGGAGGAGCAACAGCAAGGCAUGUGGAAAACUGAACUUCAUUCUGAAAUAUGAUUGUGAUUUAGAGCAGCUGAUAGUGAAGAUACACAAGGCCACCAACCUGCCAGCAAAGGACUUCUCUGGAACUUCAGAUCCAUACGUGAAGAUAUAUCUGCUUCCUGAUAGGAAAACAAAACACCAGACUAAAGUGCACAGAAAGACCCUAAAUCCAGUAUUUGAUGAAGUUUUUUUAUUUUCUGUCCCAUACAAUGAUCUGAACGCAAGGAAACUGCAUUUCUCUGUGUAUGACUUUGACAGAUUCUCCAGGCAUGACUUGAUUGGCCAAGUGGUAGUGGAUAAUUUUUUAGAUUUGGCAGAUUUUCCCAGGGAAUGUAAUAUUUGGAAGGACAUUGAAUAUGUCACUAAUGAUAAUGUGGAUCUUGGUGACCUGAUGUUUUCACUCUGCUACCUUCCAACAGCUGGUAGACUAACUAUUACAAUAAUAAAGGCAAGAAAUUUAAAGGCAAUGGAUAUCACAGGAGCAUCAGAUCCCUACGUGAAGGUUUCUUUAAUGUGUGAAGGAAGGCGACUAAAGAAAAGAAAAACUUCUACCAAGAGGAAUACCCUUAAUCCUGUUUACAAUGAAGCCAUAGUCUUUGACGUCCCUCCAGAAAACAUUGACCAAAUUAACUUGUUGAUAGCUGUUAUGGAUUAUGACCGUGUAGGUCACAAUGAGGUCAUUGGAGUAUGUCAAGUAGGCAACGAUGCAGAAAGUCUAGGUCGCGACCACUGGAACGAAAUGCUCUCAUAUCCUCGGAAACCCAUUGCUCACUGGCAUCCUCUUGCAGAGGGCCCUAUUGAGCAGAAAUGUUAUGCAGGUCUUCUGCGCUUGGAUGGCUGCCGAAGAGGCUUCCUCACCCUUUUAACCUAUUCAGCAGAAAUUUGGCAUUCCUGUUGAACUCUUUCUUAGCCAUAUCCUCAGGGGCUAUUCCACAGAGUCCAGUGGGGUAAAGAUGUCCUUUUAAUCCCUCUGUCUAAUCCUCUCCCCAAUACAGGGAAUGCUAAUCCUGAUUCGAGGCACAAAAAUUGAGCAAAGAUCUAACUAAAUUGUUUCCUAAGAGUUACUAUAAUUUACUUUUGACGUUGCUAUCACCAGCUAAAGACAGGCAGUAAUCCCAAUCAAAAGAAACUGCUAUGUUUAUGAGCAGCCAUAAUAUUACCUUCAAUGCUGAAACCUUAUUAUAUCAAGCCACAUACAAUGCCAUAAGCACCUAACAUAAAGAGGCAGGCAGUUCACAGUGUCUCUGAGUAUACCUCAGGCAUCAGGGUGCAGCAUGUUACCAGAAUGCAGCUGAGGACUUCACCUACAUGGUUGUAAGCACUAACACUUGGCAAUUCCAUAAAUGACUGUCAGGCAAUAGGAAGAUGCUACAAAAUGGAAAAAAUACCAGUCCUGCCCUGUGUCCAUAGCAAUUACAUUUCCUGGUGCCUGGGGAGCAAAGCAGCACAAUUCCAGCAGGGAGGCCUUUGGUUGCUCCCAGGCUCUUGCAGUGGGAAUGCCCCAUCCCUUCUCAGAGCGUGGGCGCUGCCAGCAUGCAAGUAAGCUGUGAAGGAGGAUCAAGCAAAGCGGGGGAGGUUUGCCUGUAUGUUUGUGCCCUGAAUAACAAGUUAGCUACUGGCUGAAGUGCCACACUCAAAAUGCCUACCUGGGCAUUUGGGAGCUGGGUUUAGAAAGCACAACACCAAGAAAGAUCUCAGCAGUAGCCAAGCAUUGAUAGGAACAGCUUUACAAAGCACAUGAGGAGUAGUGUAAUGUUUACUGUUGCCCAGUGUCUCUUAGCAAAAGUUGUCUGCAUCCUUAUAUCCAACCUGUCUUCCCUCUUUGAUAAAUUUUAUUGCAGCCAGAGCCCACAAUUAGGUUUUGACAGCUCUUCCCUUUUUACAGGCAGCCUGUUCUUUUCAUACAUGCCUGGCUAACUUCUUUAGAUUUCAUUACUGUGCAUUGCUUUUCAUGUCACUGAGCUAAACAGAGACAUAUUUUUUUCCUUCCCAGGAAUCAAGUGGGGGAGGGUGUCCAGCGCAUCCAGGCUGUGCAG